This is a messenger RNA of Rana temporaria (common frog), 7849 nucleotides long. RefSeq names its product phosphatidylinositol-3,4,5-trisphosphate dependent Rac exchange factor 2 (gene PREX2). Gene Ontology annotation, molecular function: guanyl-nucleotide exchange factor activity; protein binding. The transcript is spliced from 40 exons. Bases 295 to 5103 code for a protein of 1602 amino acids. NCBI's taxonomy places the organism in Eukaryota, Metazoa, Chordata, Amphibia, Anura, Ranidae. The record is from RefSeq and is a predicted model, not a curated record. Gene Ontology annotation, biological process: intracellular signal transduction.
UGGAUGCAAUCUUUUGAUUAAUGUCCAAAUUUUACUUGCUCUGCUCCCAAACCACAGGCUGGAUAUCUGCAGGCAGAGGGAAACUUUUUCUUUUUUUUUUUCUUUUUGUUUAGAAGUCUCGCUUUUAAGCUUUUAUAGGAUUUUAUUCACAAGGAUCUCUUUUGGAUUGGAUUGAUUUGGAGAAGCAGUGAUGCCUUUGAAGAAGAAGAAAGAGUGUUAGAAAGUUUCACCAAGUAAAGCAGAAGUUGGGAAAAGUUGUAAGCUUUGUGGGUGAUCAGUACUGACUCUUGGAACAUGACCGAGGAACAUCAUAGAAGUGAUGGAAGGGAUGUGGACAGGCAGCUCCGGCUCAGGGUCUGUGUGCUCAGUGAGCUAUUGAAGACGGAGAGGGACUAUGUGGGGACCCUGGAGUUCCUUGUCUCGGCAUUUUUUCACCGAAUGAUGCAAAAUGCAGCUGACAAACUCGAUAAAAAUGUCACAGAGGAAACUGUAAAGAUGUUAUUCUCCAACAUUGAGGACAUUCUUGUGGUACACAGAGACUUCCUGGCCCUCAUUGAAGAAUCCCUGUACCCUGAACCAAAUGCACACCAAGAAUUGGGAACCUGCUUUCUAAAAUUUAAAGAGCGCUUUGGCAUUUAUGAUGAGUACUGCAGCAAUCAUGAAAAGGCACAGAAACUACUUUUGGAACUGAACAAGAUCAGAUCAGUGAGAACACUUUUAUUGAAUUGCAUGGUACUUAGUGGAAGGAAGAACACAGAUGUUCCUCUGGAAGGAUAUCUAGUUGCUCCAAUACAGAGAAUAUGCAAGUACCCACUUCUUUUGAGAGAGUUACUGAAGAGGACCCCAAAGAGGCACAGUGACCAUGCAAAUGUGAUGGAGGCACUACAAGCAAUGAAGGCUGUGUGCUCCAAUAUCAAUGAGGCCAAGAGAAGGAUGGAGAAAUUAGAAAUGUUAGAGGAAUGGCAGAGCCAUAUUGAGGGAUGGGAGGGAUCCAGCGUAACGGACACAUGCAGUGAGAUGUUAAUGCAUGGUGUCCUUCAGAAGAUUUCAUCUGGGAAUAUCCAAGAGCGGAUCUUCUUCCUCUUUGAUAACCUUCUAGUAUAUUGCAAAAGAAAACAUCGGCGAUUGAAAAAUAGCAAAGCAUCCACAGAUGGGCACCGCUAUCUCUUCCGAGGCCGGAUUAACACUGAAGUGAUGGAAGUUGAGAAUGUUGACGAUGGAACAGCGGACUUUCACAGCAGCGGUAAUACUGUUACACAUGGCUGGAAGAUACACAACACUGCCAAAAACAAGUGGUUUGUGUGUAUGGCGAAGUCAGCUGAGGAGAAGCAAGAGUGGCUGGAAGCCAUAUUGAAAGAGAAGGAGAAGAGAAAGUGUUUGACUUUAGGAAUGGAGCAGGACACCUGGAUGAUGAUAUCAGAACAGGGGGAAAGACUUUAUAAAAUGAUGUGCAAACAUGGAAAUCUAAUCAAAGACCGAAAAAAGAAGCUGACCACGUUCCCAAAAUGUUUCUUUGGAAGUGAAUUUGUGGAAUGGUUACUUGAAAUUGGAGAAAUUAAUAGACCUGAAGAGGGUGUGAAUCUUGGUCAAGCUUUACUGGAAAAUGGAAUCAUCCAUCAUGUUACAGAUAAGCACCAGUUUAAAUCAGAACAGAUGUUAUAUCGGUUUCGUUAUGACGAUGGCACCUACUACCCAAGAAAUGAAAUGCAGGAUUUAAUAUCAAAGGGUGUUAGACUAUACUGCCGUCUUCACAGCUUGUUUACUCCAGUAAUUAGGGAUAAAGACUACCAUCUGCGAACAUAUAAAUCGGUGGUUAUGGCAAACAAGCUGAUAGACUGGCUAAUCGCUCAGGGAGACUGCCGGACAAGAGAAGAAGCCAUCAUUCUUGGUGUGGCACUAUGUGACAAUGGAUUCAUGCAUCAUGUAUUGGAGAAGAGUGAGUUCAAAGAUGAGCCUCUGUUGUUUCGAUUCUUCUCUGAUGAGGAAAUGGAGGGUUCCAAUAUGAAGCACAGACUCAUGAGACAUGACCUGAAGAUUGUGGAGAAUGUUAUCGCUAAAUCUCUCUUGAUAAAGCCUAGUGAUGGAACCUAUGGCUUUGGCUUGGAGGAUAAAAAUAAAGUACCUAUAGUAAAAUACAUUGAACGAGGAUCUAAUGCUGAGUUGUCAGGAAUGGCGAACGGGAAAAAAAUCUACGCUGUAAACGGUGACCUUGUUUUCCUGAGGCCAUUCCAUGAAGUGGAUUGUUUUCUGAGGACUUGCUUAAACAGCAGAAAACCUCUGAGGAUUCUCAUGAGCACGAAACCCAGAGAGACAGUAAAGAUUCCAGAUUCUCCGGAGGGACUUGGAUUCCAGAUUAGAGGAUUUGGGCCAUCGGUUGUACACGCUGUGGGUAGAGGGACCGUGGCUGCGAUUGCUGGUCUGCACCCAGGGCAGUGCAUCAUCAAAGUCAAUGGGAUCAAUGUCAGUAAAGAAAGCCAUGCAAGUGUCAUUGCUCACGUGACUGCCUGCAGGAAGUACCGGAGGCCAAUGCAGCAAGAUUCCAUCCAGUGGAUCUAUGACAGCACUGAGAGUGCCAAGGAAGAUAUCAUAAAAUCUGCUCAAACUCGGCCCUUAGGAGAAAAUGAAGGAGAUGGAUUUGAUUGCAGAGUAGAAGAGGUUAUUGACAAAUUCAGCACCAUGGCAAUCAUUGAUGGAAAGAAGGAUCACGUGAGCCUCACUGUGGAUAACGUUCACCUAGAAUAUGGUGUUAUUUAUGAGUAUGACAGCACAGCAGGAAUCAAGUGUCAUGUAGUGGAGAAGAUGGUUGAACCAAAGAGCUUCUUCAGCCUCAGUGCCAAGGUAUUAGAUGCUUUUGCUAAAUGUGAUGAACAGUUUGUGCAAAACUGCAGCAAUCUGCAUUCUUUACAAGAAGUCAUUCCUCCAGAGCUUCAGAGUAAAUUCACUAUGAUCUGUCGAGAGAAAAUUGAACAUAUUUACAGGAGAAUCACUAGUUACAGAAAGUUUUCAAGGGUUUUGAAAAACAGAGCCUGGCCUACAUUUAAACAAGCAAAGUCAAAGAUUUCGCCACUUCAUAGCAGUGACUUCUGCCCAACAAACUGUCAUUUCAAUGUCAUGCAAGUUUCAUACCCCAAAACCUUGACAUCACUUGGCAGUGCAUUUGGGGUACAGCUAGACAAUAGAAAACAGACUUCCCAGGACAAAGAAAACAAAAUCACAGAGCAAGGUAAACUUAAUCCUAUGGUGUACUUACAACACACAAUAACCACCAUGGCCGCACCUUCGGGACAUUCACUGGGUCAGCGUGAUGGCCAUGGCUUGCGCUAUUUGCUCAGAGAUGAGGAUCUGGAAACACAGGAUAUACAUCAUAAAUUAUUAUGCAAACUCCAGUCAGCCCUGGCAGAAGUGGAAACCUGUGCGUCUCAAAUUGAUGAAUUAUUGUCUUCAAUAACUUGUUCUCCCAAAUGUGACCGUAAGACAGAGAUGUUCAUAGCAGUGGACAGCGACAAUGAGAGGGGAGAAAAGAAUGGGAAGAGAGUGUGCUUCAAUGUUGCAGGGGAUGAGCAGGAGGAUUCAGGUCAUGAUACCAUCAGCAACCGAGAUUCUUACAGUGACUGUAACAGCAACAGAAACUCCAUUGCCUCCUUCACUAGUGUAUGCAGCAGCCAGUGUAGUUCAUACCUACACAGCGAUGACAUGGACUCUGGGGAUGAGCUGCCAUUAAAUGUCAGAAUUUCCCAUGAGAAGCAAGAUAAAUUACACAGCUGCUUGGAGCACCUUUUCAGUCAGGUGGAAUCAAUUACUAAUCUUCUAAGGGGACCAGCUGUUGCAAGGGCAUUUGAGCAAACAAAAUACUUUACACCGGGACGAGGCCUGCAAGAAUUUCAACAGGAAAUGGAGCCUAAAUUAAGCUGUCCAAAGCGGUUACGACUUCAUAUUAAACAGGAUCCUUGGAAUCUGCCAAGUAGUGUCCGAAUUCUUGCACAGAACAUUAGAAAGUUUGUAGAAGAGGUUGAAACGCGGAUACUUUUGGCUUUACUUGAAUAUACAGAUAGCGAAAUUCAACUCAGGAGAGAUAUGGUCUUCUGCCAGAGCUUGGUAGCUGCUGUUUGUGCCUUCUCUGAGCAGUUACUGGUUGCAUUAAAUCACAUGUAUGAUAGCAACAGAGAGUAUGAAGUAGAAACGCAAGAGGCCAGCAGAAGAUGGUUGGAGCAGAUUGCCAAUGCUGGAGUCCUCUUUCACUUCCAGUCCCUUCUUUCUCCAAACCUGACAGAUGAACAAGCUAUGCUGGAGGACUCGCUUGUCGCUUUGUUAGAUUUAGAAAAGGUCAUGUUUCACUUCAGACAAGCUGAACAAGGACCACAAAUGGCAAAUGUACCCAUCACCUAUCAGGCAGAGGGAAGUCGUCAGGCGUUGAAGAUUUUUUUCUACAUAGAUGAAUAUCACUUUGAACAUUUACCACAGCGACUGAAGAAUGGAGGCGGAUUCAAAAUUCACCCUGUCCUAUUUUCUCAAGCCCUGGAGAGCAUGGAUGGCUAUUAUUACAAGGAUAAUGUUUCUAUAGAGGAAUUUCAAGCUCAGAUUAAUGCCGCUUCACUUGAGAAAGUUAAACAGUAUAAUCAGAAACUAAGGGCUUUCUACUUGGAUAAGACAAACCUUCCUCCAAAUACCACAUCUAAAGCUGCUUUCAUUGACAAGCUGAUGAGACCAUUAAAUGCUUUGGAUGAACUGUACCGGCUGGUAGAUUCCUUUAUUCACUCCAAACGUACAGCAGCCUGUGCCUACACAGCUUGUGGUGCCUCAGGAGUUGGACUGCUGUCUGUGUCUUCAGAACUUUGUAACCGGCUUGGAGCCUGCCACAUAAUAAUGUGCAAUAGCGGGGUGCACAGAUGCACUUUGAGUGUCACUCUUGAACAGGCUCUUAUCCUUGCCCGAAGUCAUGGGCUGCCUCCCCGUUACAUCAUGCAAGCUACAGAUGUCAUGAGAAAGCAGGGAGCACGAGUUCAGAAUACUGCCAAGAAUCUGGGUGUUCGAGACAGAACUCCGGCAUCUCUUCCAAGGUUAUACAGGCUAUGCCAGCCCCCGCCUGCUGAUGACGAGCCCUGAAUAUACCUACAUUGAAAGAAAACUUUUUAAAAUCACAACUCAUGUCAUGACUGCUCUUGUACAUAUAAAGUCGAUAGGAGACCAAAAUGCUGCAUUAUUGAUGUAAACAAGGACUACACUAGCGGCAUAAACUGUACACUGGAAUCCCAUUGGAUGAAGCACUUAAACGUUGUAAAAAUUUCAACAUGAACACUGUACAAUGAAGGAAUUUUGAUUGCUGAUUCAUAUACAUUUUCACCUAUAAACAGGACAUAUAUUUUGUAUUAAUGUUAUCAGUAAAAAUGGAAAUGCUAUGCUACAAAAAGGAAACAUUUGUACCCACUUGCUAUCAAUAAACAGCAAAAUAUGUUAAAUAUGUGAUCAUUCUGUAUAACAAGCUUACAAAAACUUUGCGUAGAGGCAUUUCAUUAAUAAAAAUGUAAAAUAUUUUUCAGCUGGUCAAAUAAUUUCAAAAGGACAUGUAAUAGUGUUUGUUUAAUUAAAAGACUAACAUGUUAAUAAUGUAAGGCUCUUUGACCUUUCCAAUAAAAAAUUUCAGUUAUCAAUUUAAUAUGCAAUAUUAUGGUAUAAAAAUGACACUUUUAGUUAUUAUACAUGCAUAAUUUUUUUUUUUUUUUUGUAACAGGGAUACUCAAAAUGUGUUACUUUCACCUUAGGCUAUGAGAAAAAUUGUUAAUCUAUCUCUCUGUGCAUUUAUUUUAAUUCACAUUGGAUUAAUCGUUUUAUAAAUGUUGUAAUGUCUUGACUUAAAGGCAAAUCAGAGUGUAGGCAGAUGACAUUAAAAUGUAUGUAAAUGCAACAUUUUAUUUUUGUUUCGGAUAGGGUAGGAAAUGGUUAGAAUGGCUGUCAAGUUUUUGAUGCUGUCUCUCUUCCCUCUGGGGAUAAUCAACCCUCUAUUUGACAAAAAAUGAGGAGAAAUCCAAACUUUCGUUUUUUUUUUUUUGUUGUUUUGCAAGAACAAGAGAUAAGGGAAAAUCCUCCAAUGAGGAUACUUGCUCCUGUAACAUCUCUCUAAUAUGAAAAUCAUUUUUAAUUUGGGGAGAUUUCUUCUCAUUUCGUAUGGUGUUCCUGGAUGGGAUGUUAAGGUAAAUCCCCCCUGCAGUGCAUAGAAAGCAAAAAAUAACCUGAUGAGUUUAACUAUUUUGGCUUUACAUACAUUUUAAAAGAAACUUGCAAUACCAGAAAUAAGGGGGCUGCCAUUAUUGACCUCCUUUCUUUAAAAUGCUAUCAGUCUGGCUUUUAUGCUACCUUCUGGCUUUCAAACUUUGCAUUACUGAUCUUCCAAUUAUGCAGAUAAUUAAUGUCACAGAACAGUCGUAAGCCCUGACUUCUACAUACUUGCUCUGGGUCAACUACUAAAAUUAAGAAAUCCAGAGGAUCAGCAUAACGGUCAAGCAACUUGCAUUUUUAGAAUAAGAGGUCGGUAGUAAUAACCUUUUUGUUUCUCUUGGAACAGAAAAUUUACACCCAAAAACAAAAAAUGUAUAUAUACAGUAUAUAUAACAGAUAUCAAUAUUCAAAACAAAGAAUAUGACAUUUAUUAUACCCAGACUAAAACUGGAAUUUUUUACAUGUAUGUAAUUUUGUUACUAGCCAAUGGAAGGAGAACAAGGCAGCACAAUAACAGUGUGUAAUUUUAUUUUAUGGAUUGUCUAGACUGGAAAUCAUUUGUGUGUGGGAAAAUAGCUAAUACGAUUAAAAUCUAUUUUGUAUAAACCAGUUUAUUAAAGUUAUGUAAAUAAUAUACAGAGGUCAUGUUACUCGUAAGCCAAUCAUUUAAUCAAAUCCACUGGUUGCAGUGUAUCCCUCGUAACUCCAUUAGCACACAUGGGUUUGUUUUGAAUGUUUGAUCAAAUACUUUUUUUUGUUUAACUAUAUCUUUCCUUUCUCCUGUAGUAUUCAAAUACUGUAGCUUGUCAUUCAAUAUAUAGUUUUCAUGUUAAAUAGUUAUUUAUAUUCUGUUCAGUGUGUUGGGAAAGUUAAUUUGUAUCUAGAAAAUAGAAAGUUGUGUAUAAAACAGAGUAACUAGUAUCUAGUAGAUAAAAAUAUUUUUGUACAAUUUGUCGCCAAGAAAGGAAAAAUGAAAGUGAACCUGUCCCUUGUCCAUUGAAGGUAAAGUAACAGGCUCCCUGCUUAACAGGCCUUUUCUUCUGCUGGUACUUUUAUUUUCUUCUCCACCACCCCUUCUGCCCACUAAAUCUCCUUUACUAUAAUCCCUGUGUAAAUUCUGGGCCAGAUCUCGGCUGGAGCUUGAGUAAGGCUUGAGUAAGGCUAAGGACCUUCUUCUUACUCGAAAGUGUUCAGGUUUGAAGGUUGGCUGAUCAUGGCUAAGUCCUCCUGUUUGCACAAGAUAGCAUUCAGGUAUGGCGAUUGGCUGAUUAGACACCAAGCAUUGCAUUGCGAAAAGAGUGGCAUGAGUAACAUGGUCCCUCUACCCAGUACCAUUUUUUUCUCAGGUGUGGUAAGAAAACUGGGCAGUUGGGGAACUUGAGCAAGGUAAAUAUCAGCAGCGGAGGGGACCUGUUAUGUGGAAACCAAUUAUUUUGUCCUAAAUGACCAUAAGGUCUACAUUUGUCUUAGGGUAGAAAAGGUUUUAUAACCAUCUUUGAUUUUUUUUAAAUAAAUGUUUUUUGUAGUGCAUUAUAAACAGGCCGCUACUAAAUGCACCCACCUGUUUACAAUUCAUCCUAAACAGUCUUCAACUUUGUGUACUGACUGUCUGGACAUUAAAAAUAUGUUUAAUCAA